Molecule: messenger RNA, 3637 nt
Organism: Podarcis raffonei (Aeolian wall lizard)
Lineage: Eukaryota; Metazoa; Chordata; Lepidosauria; Squamata; Lacertidae
Product: actin-related protein 2-like
Exons: 9
Coding region: 117-1301 (394 amino acids)
Biological process (GO): Arp2/3 complex-mediated actin nucleation
Cellular component (GO): actin cortical patch; Arp2/3 protein complex
Molecular function (GO): actin filament binding
Source: RefSeq, a predicted model, not a curated record
CCUGCUGCUGGGCGAAGCCGGAGAGGGCGGCGGCUGCUGCGACUUGACAAGGUGCUGUCGGCCUCGAACCCGCGACCCGCAGGCGGCAUCGACUCGCCGCCGCCGCCGCCGCCGCCAUGGACAGCCAGGGCCGCCGCGUGGUGGUUUGUGACAACGGCACCGGGUUUGUAAAAUGUGGCUUUGCUGGGUCAAACUUCCCAGAGCACAUCUUCCCAGCUCUGGUGGGCCGCCCUAUCAUCCGCUCCACCGCCAAAGUUGGCAACAUUGAGAUCAAGGACCUCAUGGUGGGAGAUGAAGCCAGCGAGUUGCGCUCUAUGCUGGAGGUGAACUACCCCAUGGAGAACGGGAUCGUGCGCAACUGGGACGACAUGAAGUACUUGUGGGACUACACCUUUGGGCCCGAGAAGCUCAAUGUCGACCCCCGCAACUGCAAGAUCCUGCUUACCGAGCCCCCCAUGAACCCCACCAAGAACAGGGAGAAGAUCAUUGAGGUGAUGUUUGAGACAUACCAGUUUGAAGGAGUCUAUAUCGCUAUCCAGGCAGUGCUGACCCUCUACGCCCAAGGCCUUCUCACAGGCGUGGUGGUAGACUCUGGGGACGGUGUCACCCACAUCUGCCCAGUCUACGAGGGCUUCUCCUUGCCCCACCUCACCCGUCGGCUGGACAUAGCAGGGCGUGACAUCACACGCUACCUCAUCAAGCUCUUGUUGCUGCGUGGAUAUGCCUUUAACCACUCGGCUGACUUUGAGACGGUCAGGAUGAUGAAGGAGAAGCUGUGCUACGUCGGCUACAACAUUGAGCAGGAGCAAAAGCUAGCUCAAGAGACGACCGUGCUCGUGGAGUCCUAUACGCUUCCGGAUGGACGGGUGAUCAAAGUCGGGGGCGAGCGCUUUGAGGCCCCUGAGGCCCUGUUCCAGCCCCAUCUCAUCAACGUGGAAGGUGUUGGUGUGGCUGAGCUCCUCUUCAACACCAUCCAGGCAGCAGAUAUUGACACCCGGGCUGAGUUUUACAAACACAUUGUGCUUUCUGGGGGUUCCACCAUGUACCCAGGACUGCCUUCCCGCCUGGAGCGUGAGAUCAAACAGCUGUACCUGGAACGGGUGCUGAAGGGGGAUGUGGAAAAGUUAUCGAAAUUCAAGAUUCGCAUUGAGGACCCUCCCCGCCGGAAGCACAUGGUCUUCUUGGGAGGGGCAGUGCUCGCAGACAUCAUGAAAGACAAGGAUACCUUUUGGCUGCAACGGUCUGAAUAUCUUGAGAAGGGGGUCCGCAUCUUGGAGAAGUUGGGGGUGACUGUGCGAUAGGACCACCCCUCUUUCCAUUUCCCUUGCCCUGAUGCAUUCCAGCCCAAUUUCUUAUUCUGUUGAGCCACCACUGUGCAGGAUGUGGGUGGGUCAGUGAAAUAUCUUUUUUUAAACAAAUAUCCCGUUUGGGGGAAAUAGGAGAAGCAUUCCAAGCAUCGAGUUAUUGUCUUCCUUGCUUUCCCAAGUUCAUUGUCCUCAUGGAGCUUACAGGAGCAAGCCCCAUCACACAGGAAAGAGCUUCUCCCCACCCACACUGGGGUGGGGGAGGCACAUGUUUAGGGGCCAAAGGUCAGUAUUCUCCACCUCUUGCAAGUUUCACACUCCACAUUAUCUCCUGUGCAGCACAUGCUGCAAAUGUUUGCUCAGGGAAAUCCACCCAUUCCCAUCCUCCCUUCUUUCGCUUUAAUGGAAAGGAAGCAAGUGUCCAGACCUCAUGGCUUAAGCAUGAUCAUAUGCUUAAGCAUGGGAUCAGGGAGAGUUUGGCAGGGUGGGGGCGGCAGCACUUGACUGCUGGCCUAAGUCUUCGCUUUCCCUCUGCUCCCUGCAAACAUCUCAUAUCUCAUUCCUUUCCCAUGCUGUCGUCUUCCCUCAAGUGUAGCUGAACUGCACAGCUUUGGCUUCAUUACCAAGCCAGAGAAUAAUUAUAAGGAGAAAUCUAUUUUACUUGUGUAUUCUGAGUUUUCUAAAGACUACUCUUUCAAGUGGCUACGAUUUUAGGAUUGUGUAAGGGCGGUGACACCCCCCCCUCUCUCUCUCUCACACACACACACACCAGUUGUAGGCUUCAGUGAUGGAACAUGCACACCACAAUUGUUUCUGACUUGUUUCCAGGUUCAGCAACACUCCUUUCAUUGGUGAGGGUAGAUCAAGCGAGGCCAGGGGGGCAGAGACAGCAAUAGAUCAAUAUUCAAUAUGGUGCCAUGAGGGUGCUGGGUAAGGGUCUCCCAUUGCUGGCCUGCAAAGCAGCUUUGCUGUUUGCUGGUUGAGCUAGCAUCCUCUAAUACAGGCAUGGCCAAACUUGGCCCACCUGCUGUUUUGGGACUACAACUCCCAUCAUCCCUAUCUAACAGGACCAGUGGUCAGGGAUUAUGGGUAUUGUAGUCUCAAAACAGCUGGAGGGUCAAGUUUGGCCAUGCCUGCUCUAAUACAUUGGUGCGCUGGAUCCUUCUUUCUUCUCUGGGGCCCCAACAUCACACCACCCAUUUUCCUUUGCCCAUACGAGUUGAAAUCAAAACUGCUGGCAAAGACCCCGCACUUUGCAGGCGCCAAUCAGCUGGUUGCCGGAGUCUGCAAGGUGCUGUGUGUGCUUGGCUCACUGCCAGCAUCAAUCAGAUGACUGUUGCUGCUGACAGCAAGCUCCGCUUGCAAAGGGACGAUUGAGAGCUCCCCUUAAGAAAUUCACUUGUUUUGUUUUUUUUAAAUUCCAUGGGCUUUGGGGCGGGGAAGGAGCUCCUGUUCAGUUUAUGGCCUUCAUGCUCCUAUGGAAGGCAUAGUUGCUCCACCAAAUUUGGGGAAGGAGGGAGGGGAGUGAAAUAAAGGAAGCUGCCAAUUUUAUCCCAAAGUAUUAUUCCCCAUCACUGCCAUAUCCUGCCCUUCUCUUUCUCCUCAGGCAGUCCCAAAUAUUUGUUUCCUAAAAGUGGGGUAGGAGGCGAUGAAGAGACAACCUGGUUCACUUGGGGUUGGGACCCCCUGUUGUAGUUAUAGGACAACUAAAACUUGCUUGCCAGCUUAUAAAUGCCCAGGCAGUUGGGCAUUAUCUGCCUGUUCCCUGCCCCCAACCAGAAAGGUCUCCUCUCUCUCUUUGCCAGGAGGAGACAGAGUGUUCCCCCCACUUUGCACACUCAUAGAAUCAUAGAAUAGUAGAGUUGGAAGGGACCCUUGGGGUCAUCUAGUCCAACUCCCUGCAAUGCAGAAAUCUCAGCUAAAGCAUCCCUGACAGAUGGCCACCUAACCUCUGCUUAAAAACCUCCGAGGAAGGAAAGUCCACCACCUCCCGGGGGUGUCCGUUCCACUGUCAAAACAGCUCUUAUUGUCAGAAAUUUCCUCCUGCUCUUGAGUCGGAAUCUUCUUCCUUGUAACUUGAAGCCAUUGGUUCGAGUCCUACACUCCAGAGCAGGAGAAGACAAGAUUGUUUUUGGUGUGAGGAUGAAUGGAUGGGUCCACUCCAUACUGGCCUCCCCCCUCCCCCCAAUUUUGUUCUUUGUAUCAACUUCAGGAGAAGGUGCAAGAAGUCACCCUCCUAAUUCUUUUGGUAUUUUGUUUUGGUAUUAUUAUUUUUGGGGGGGGGGAGGAAUAAGCUUGAUUUUUUUAAAAAACGGAUCUGCUUUUCAAAACUG